Messenger RNA from Closterium sp. NIES-67, 1547 nucleotides. The record is from the annotation of a GenBank genome assembly. Lineage: Eukaryota; Viridiplantae; Streptophyta; Zygnematophyceae; Desmidiales; Closteriaceae.
GGAGUAGAGUAGAUUUGGUGUUCGCUCACGCUUCAGCUAGGCUAACGACGACCAGGCUAAGCGUCCCAGUGCACCUCAGGAUUCGGGAAUCCCUCUCUCGUCUUCGGGCUUUCCAGUGGACUUCGGGAGUUGCUCUCUCAUCUGGGCUUUCAGUACAAGUUGUGCUUGCGUACUCUGGGCUCAGGCUGGCCUCCCAUCACCUGCACUGCUCCUCCGCUGCUAGUCCUCCAAAACACUUUUUAUCUCCCGGAAAAUCUGGAUUCGUGAGAGUGAGCGUUACUGCUCUACGUCUGACGUUACCACUCUUCCUCAGACACGACGCGCUGAUCUUGCAACUCGCGCUCGUCAUCACUGCCUGAGCCAGCACCGCCGGUGCCCGCGUCGACCACCGCGCACAGCUGUUUAGCCGAUCUCGCAGCGGUUUUUUUUUUUUUUUUUUUUUUUUUUUUUUUCAGUUGUGUUCAAUGGCUGGCGAUGGUGUGGCCGAGGGGGGCAUUGUGGAUGGGGGGGUUGCGACGGCGGCAAUACCGCCGGCGUCAACCACGCAAGGGGAGGAUCAGCGAUCGUUGAGAGUUCUGGCGAAACGGUUUGGUACCUUGCGAAGCGCGAUGGAUGCUGCGAAAUCUGACAAGUCUGACGUUACAUCUGAUGCCGCUGCUGCUGCUGCCGCUGCUGCUGCUGGCGCGGCUGGCGCGGACGCUGACUCUGAGGCUAAGGCUGAGACUGGCGGGGGAGGGAAGCCGAACUUCGCUGGUCAAGCGGAGAAAGUGAGCGUCGCGGAAUUCGCUCACGCGUGCGACGGCAUCUCACGCCUCUUCUCCCUGCUCGGUGUCGCAUUCGCGUUCGCAGGGAAGGAUUUCACAGAAAAGGUGAAGGACCUGACAGCAGCAGGGAAGGAGCUCAGCACCCUGGGAGCCAUGGUGGACGCUGACGUGAGCAAGGGCGCUGUGAAGGUGCAGAACAGCCACACGCGCAACCUGCUGCGCGUGCUGCGAGGGCUUGACAUGAUGCGACGCCUGUUCUGCUACAUCCUUGAAGACUGCACGAAGCCUCUGCGGGAGCAUGCGAGCCGGGCCUACAACGAGGUGUUCAGCGCGCACCACUCGUGGGCCAUCCGCAGCCUCGUGGCCGCUGGCAUGUACGCGCUGCCCUCCACCGACUCCUUCCUGCACCACCUGGGGGAAGACGAGGAGUCUUGGCGUGAGCCGUCAUCUGAGUUCGUAUCCAGCGUAACAGAUGUGGCAGCUGCAGUGGAGGAUCUCUUUGUUUCACGUGAUCUUGGUCUUCAUUGGUGACCUUGCUCCUCCCAUCUGCUCCAGCAGCCAUUGUGGUGUGGCUGUCUUCGUUUCAGCCCAGCCACUAUAGAUGGUCUCGCUUGUUUGUUUGUGAAUAAAAGUACUCCAUAAAAAUUUGCCUCCAUUGGUUCUAGUAGGGUAACACACGUCGUGUGAGCCAUUCAAAACAAGGUUUAAACAUAACGGUAGACAUGCAUUGAAAGCAAAUGCUUUUCCCUGUGUUUUUAGAACCAGCUUUUUUGGAGAUGUCGA